UGGAGCUGCGCAGAGAGAGAGAGAGAGCUCCAGUCGCUCCUCCAGCUCCGUGCAGCCCGGUGUGAAGAUGGUGGUCGGCGGCUCGUGCGCUCGCAGGCUGGCCCGCCGCUCGCGGUCCGCCCUGAUCGCAGCCCUCACGGUGCUGCUGGUCCAGACCCUGAUCGUGUGGAACUUCAGCAGCCUCGACUCGGCCGAGGAGCGGGAGAAGGCGGGCGGCGGCGGCAGCAGCAGCAUGCGGGAGAAGAGGGACCGGGUCGCGGGCAACAACAAAGCCGCCGGCAGCGACUAUUUUCCGCGCGGAGGAGUCCAGCAGCAGCCGGGGCAGCAUCUCCCUCCGCCGGGGAGGGGGACGUCUCGCCACAUACAGCAGCCGGAUGGAUACUACUCCCACCGACCAAAGGAGAAAAAUCGAGUCGACAGCAACYUUGAGAACUCCGUGCCCAAAGACUUUGAGAACAUAGAUAAUAGUAACUUUGGRGCACGUUCUCAGCCGCACCGCCAGUCUUUAGGAGCCACCGGCAGCAAGCAGCGGGAGCGUCUGCAGGCCAACGCCCAGCUGCAGGCGUGGCACGACAACUCCCACAGACCGGGCCACAGCUCCAACGAAGUUCUGUCGGUGGGCCACCAGUCGCUAGCGAUCGGCAACAACACUUCCUACCCUGGUGGUCAGGGCAUGGUGGGAGGCCAGCAGCAGCAUCAGCACCACCGCGCCACUCAGCCCCAGCCCGCCCAGKCACAGCACAGACACCAGCACCCCCACAGGAAGCAGGCAACCGCCGCGACGCUGGAGGUGACGUACGACGAGCCUCCCAAGUGUGAGAUCAGCGGCAAGGAAGCCAUAUCAGCUCUGUCCCGAGCAAAGAGCAAGGAGUGCCGGCAGCAGAUCGCUGAGGUGUACUGCAGACACAAGGAGGGCCAGCUGAUGCCUGAGGCGGUCACUCGUUACUGCCCCAUCGAAGGUAAAGCUAACGUGAACGUCCAGUGGGAUGAGGAUUCRGCGGAGAACUUUCCAACCAAACCAGUGAGGAUAGCGUUUGUCCUUGUGAUUCAUGGACGAGCCUCCCGCCAGUUCCAGCGCCUCUUCAAAGCCAUCUACCACACCUCCCACUACUACUACAUACACGUCGACCAGCGCUCUAACUUCCUGCACAGGCAGGUGCAGGUCUUGGCUUCCCACUACCCCAAUGUGAGGGUGACCCCCUGGCGCAUGGCCACCAUCUGGGGCGGAGCCAGUUUGCUGACCAUGUAUCUGCGCAGCAUGGCUGACUUGCUGGCCAUGAGGGACUGGAACUGGGACUUCUUCAUCAAGACCAGUGAGCAGCUUGUGGCCUUCCUGUCCAAACAUCAGAACCUGAACUUCAUCAAGUCUCACGGCAGAGACAACGCACGGUUCAUCCGGAAACAGGGUCUGGACCGCCUCUUCUACGAGUGCGAUGCUCACAUGUGGCGCCUGGGAGACCGGAGGAUCCCUGAAGGCAUCACUGUGGACGGAGGUUCUGAUUGGUUCCUGUUCAACCGGGCCUUUGUGGAUUAUGUUGUGAACUCAGAGGAUGAGCUGGUCAAUGGCCUGAAACAGUUCUAUGGUUACACUCUGCUUCCUGCUGAGUCCUUCUUCCACACGGUCCUGGAGAACAGCGUCCUGUGUCAGACCAUGGUGGACAACAACCUGAGGCUCACCAACUGGAACCGGAGGCUGGGCUGUAAGUGUCAGUACAAACACAUCGUGGACUGGUGUGGCUGCUCGCCCAAUGACUUCCAARCCUCAGACCUGCCCCGCUUCCAGCAGCAGACCUCCAGACCCACUUUCUUUGCCCGGAAGUUUGAGGCCAGCGUGAGUCAGGAGAUCAUCAACCAGCUGGACUCCUUCCUUUUCGGACCGUACCCCCCAGACACGCCUGGCCUUCAGGCCUACUGGGAGAACGUCUACGAGCAGGAGACGGACGGGCUGUCCAGCCUAUCAGACGCCACGCUCAGCCACUACCACGCCUUCGCCAGGAUGGGUGUGUCCCGCGCCGCUGCCUCGCUGCGGGGUCGUCCUGAAGACAACAGCUGCAGGUCGGGUCAGACUGGGACCCAAAGGAGCGCCUCUUCAGGAACUGGGGGGGGUUGCUGGGACCCGAGGACGAGCCGGUGGCCGUGCAGCGCUGGAGUCGGAGCCAGAACAACCUGACGGCCACGGUGGUCUGGAUCGACCCCACCAAUGUCAUCGCUGCCACCUACGACAUCCUGGUGGAGGGGUCCGCUGAGGUUACCCACUACAGACCACCUCUCAGCUCACCACUGAGACCGGGCCUCUGGACCCUGAGGGUCCUGCACCAAUGGAACCUGCUGGGUCAGACUAGCUUUAUCGUGGCUCCUCUGGAGUUUCACCGACAGCAGCCGAUUCAAGAAG
Molecule: messenger RNA, 2392 nt
Organism: Austrofundulus limnaeus
Lineage: Eukaryota; Metazoa; Chordata; Actinopteri; Cyprinodontiformes; Rivulidae
Product: xylosyltransferase 1
Biological process (GO): heparan sulfate proteoglycan biosynthetic process; chondroitin sulfate proteoglycan biosynthetic process
Cellular component (GO): membrane
Molecular function (GO): protein xylosyltransferase activity
Source: RefSeq, a predicted model, not a curated record